AUGGAUUGGACACCUCGACGACAUCACAAACCGAAGCGAACCAACGGUAGGCCACCGCCUCCUAUACAAGUAACUCCCGAUGAUGUCGACACAAUGCGAUCAAUGAGGCAGUGGAAUAGGUUCUCACGGUUCGUGGACUAUGGAUCAAGUUAUACUAGUGUGAUUGGACGAGGCGUGGAAUACGCUCCUACUUUCCGAUUGGCCACAGCUGGUUCGCCGCCGUUGCCGCCAUACUCCCAGCGGAGAACCCAGUCAUCGCCGCGUCCAGUUUUUGUUUCGUUCCGGAGGACGGAACUCUUCCUCACGCCGCGUUAUCCCCCCGUCGUGCUUUUUAAACCGAGAGGUGUACGACCGCUAAAGGGGGAGGGAGGGUUACAGUACCGGACCUUUCUGAGGUUGAUCUCGAUCUGGACGGGAAUCCGCUUUGUUGAAUCUUCUUUGGCGAUGAGGAAAUCCGUAAGGAGAACAAUAGGCAAAACAGUAGAAGAAAUAAUAUCGAUGUUGGUCGAGAAAAAGUUAAAGUAA
Molecule: messenger RNA, 525 nt
Organism: Nezara viridula (southern green stink bug)
Lineage: Eukaryota; Metazoa; Arthropoda; Insecta; Hemiptera; Pentatomidae
Source: the annotation of a GenBank genome assembly